GUUUUCUGGAAGGGAAAUGGCAGUGGGUUGGGCUUGGGGCGCGUAAACGACGUGUGUUCCUCAAAUGCCGUAACAAACAAAACUGCAAUGAAAUGAAUAAACUCUGAUCUCAUUGCCAAUCAAUCCGCUUUCCAUUCUCUUUCUCUAUAAAAGUUUCUCUCUAACUUCCUGAAUCGCCAUUUUUCCCCCUUCUAUCUCUCACACACAUCAAACAUCGAUCCUUGGAAGUGGAAGCUCCUGUAAUCUUCCUUUCAUGGCGUCGGAUAAAGGUCCGCCUUUGCCCAAGUUUGGUGAGUGGGAUGUAAAUGACCCUGCCUCAGCUGAAGGAUAUACUGUCAUAUUUAACAAGGCAAGAGAUGAGAAGAAGACCAAAAAUGAUGCUCCUACAAAAAUCACAUCCCCAAGAAAUGAUGCUGGGCGCAAGGACGAUGACUCUCAUCAGAAUCCUCCGAAGGUACAUGUUUUGAAUGAGGUGAAGUCUUCCUGUUAUUAGAUUAUUUUAUUAGCAUCUUUUUUUUCUCAAAUGAUGGGGAAAUUAAAAAAGAAAAAACUUUAUGGACAUUCUUAAUUUUCGCCUGUUAUUUUAGUUUUAGCAACUUUAGCUGGAUUUGGCGCAACUUUAACAAUUUUAGCUAGUUGACUACUUGACUGAAACUACUGAACUGAGUCAAAUAAGAUAUUGUUUUCCAAUAAUUUUCUUUUUCUAGUUUUUCUUCUUUGUCUCCCUCUCUCCUCCCCCCUCCUCCCAACGCUUGUAUCCUCCCGUUUCUCUCUCUUCUCACCAAGUGACCAGUUUGUAGAUCACAAAUAGGUGCUGAUUCUUGGGGCUAGGCAAAACAAAAUUCCUGCUACUGAAAGAACCAAUUUCUAAAUGGAUUUUAGGAGUAAUCAUGAUAGAAGAACACUAAACUUACGAUAUCAGGUUCUGUUGACCCAUUGAGUUCAUAUUGUGCAUGACUUGGUCUAACCCUCUGUUUGGAUAUUUAGUUGUGAAGGGGAAAUGAAGAGAAAUUAAGGAGGAGAAAUGAAGAGAAAAGAAUAGAAUAUAAAUUUAAUUACUUCAUACCCUUAUAAGUUAAAAAAGAGAAGCUUUGAAGGAUGAGGGUAUUUAAAUAUUUUAAAACAAUUAAUACUUAUUUCUCUCUAUUCCCCACCAAAUUAGAAGGAAAUGUU
This is a messenger RNA of Manihot esculenta (cassava), 1173 nucleotides long. Its product is annotated as protein NOI4-like. The transcript has 2 exons. The record is from RefSeq and is a predicted model, not a curated record. Lineage: Eukaryota; Viridiplantae; Streptophyta; Magnoliopsida; Malpighiales; Euphorbiaceae. The coding region runs from base 254 to 493 and encodes 79 amino acids.